CAAGAGAGGAGGACGUGCGCGCUCUUUCGUCCUCACCGCUCCGAGCCAGACCGCGUAGAGGGAGAGAGAGAGAAAGAGAGAGCGUUAGAAAAUAAAAAAAAUAUAUAUAAAGAGGAAGAAGAAGAAGGAAAAAAGAAUUAUAUAUAUAUUCCAAUUGUUCCUCAUCACAGAUAUUUAAACAGACUGUCAGGGAUCUGAGUAUACAUCCAUAUUAAAGAUAAUAAUCAAAGAGAGUUAAUAAUAAUAAAAAAUAAUAAUAUCGAUAUCGAACGGAGUGCAUAAGACGAAUAAGAAUGCCAUGGGAAACAGAAACGAGAUCUGGGAGUUACGAUUCGACUCGGAAAGGCCUUGUGAGUUAGUGCAUCUCAUGGGAGUCGUCAAAACAGUAGUCCGCGGUAGCCUAAGGAGCUGGCAUUAGCCUGAAGGAACAUCAAGGCAGGGCCAUGCACACCAGCACGGAGUUCUUGCUGGCUCUCUGGACUCUUGCUGUUGUGGAAGGACUGCGAGUGACGGAGGUGGUGGUACCGCCCUUCCUGGUGAUCGGUCAGAGGGCGAGACUCCGCUGCCACUUCGCUCUCGAGGGCGAGGUCCUCUACUCCUUGAAGUGGUGGAAGGACGGGAGCCAGUUCUACCAGUUCAUCCCGAGGAACGACCCGAAGAUGGUGGUUUUCAGCGUCGCCGGGGUCACGGUCAAUGUAGAAAAUUCAAACCUACACGAAGUAGAACUAGUGGAUGUUCAGACGUCAUCCAGUGGCCAAUACAGGUGUGAAGUGGUGGCAGAGGCGCCCACUUUCAACACCCACGUCCUCUCUGCCAACAUGACCAUUAUAGACGUUCCCGACGGCCCCCCCGUCGUCCGAGGCCUGGCGGAGACCUACCGGGAGGGGGACAUCAUUCGCCUCAACUGCACGUCCUACAGGUCCCGCCCCCCCCCGCGCCUCUCGUGGGAGGUCGAGAGGAAGUUCCCCCACCCGGCGGGGGGGUACACCAAGGAGUUUACUAAGGUGGCCGGGUCGCAGGUCAUCAGGUAUCGACCCGUGGCGAACCGACCCGACGUCGUGGGUCCUCCCCCCUCCUCCCCCUCCCUCCCGCGCCACCCCACCUACACGGUCACCCUCGGCCUGGUCAUGGAGGCGCACCGGAGGACGUCAUCGAGGGGCCUCUUUAAGCUUAGGUGUCGCUCCAUGGUCUAUAAGUACGAGUGGGCAACCGAGGUGACUGUGCAGGUGGAGACCAGCCCAGUAGUGGAACCUCAUCACCUGCCGACUCUACUCAACACAGGUGCUGCCAUUAAAGCGUCUUCGAACAAAAUGCAAGGCUGCGUUUGGCUCAUAAUAUUAACCGUGAUUUUCUCCUGUUUCGUACAACUUCGCAAACCUUGACCUUAACUGUGACCCAACAUGCACAAAUAAAUAAAAAAAAAAGGAAAAAAAAGAAAAAAAAAAAGAUAUUGAUAUAUAUAUAUAUUUGGACUAAUAGACUAUUUACUUAGGUAUAUGAAUUAAUAUGAAUGUUGAUCUUGAUAUGGAGAAUAAUGAAGAUAAUAAUGAUAAGAAUUGUCGAUAUGUUUCUUUCGUGUUCUUAAGAAAGUGGAAUGCUAUCUUUGCCAAAUUUUUAUGUACGUACGAUUCUUUUGUGUGUCAGAAUUAUCUGUCUUUGGUAACGAUUUGUCACCGACCAGCUGUUUCCUAUCUUGUUUCAUUGUCAAUACUGAUA
Penaeus indicus is the source of this 1716-nucleotide messenger RNA. RefSeq lists its product as uncharacterized. The record is from RefSeq and is a predicted model, not a curated record. The transcript is spliced from 8 exons. The coding region runs from base 444 to 1382 and encodes 312 amino acids. NCBI's taxonomy places the organism in Eukaryota, Metazoa, Arthropoda, Malacostraca, Decapoda, Penaeidae.